AUGAGGACGAGAUCAAAGACAAAUGAAAAUAUGAGAGAUCGGGAGCGAUGGUCGACGCCGAAAAAUCGAGAAACAGACUUACAAGAGCGAAGAAGUCGGACAGUCAAGAGAAGAAGGAUCAUUCCGGUGAAGAGUGUCACGAGGGAUUCGUCUGAUGAGAAUUCGGAUACGAUUGGAGAAACGCUGGAGUCGACAAAUGAUCACAGGACUCAAUCAGUGAACCAGCAAGUGCACUUAUCGGAAGACGAAGACGAUGUUUCGUCGAUCAUGAAUUCAAGCGGCGACGACGAGACUCUUCCGAAGCCAGGAGUUGCGAACAACGAGACCUUCGACGUUCCAAGAGAAGAAGAAAAUUCCGAUGCGCGAUCCGACAAAGCUGUGAUUAUUAAAAAGCCGCGGAAUAGAACUGUUCGAGCGAAGAGAAGCGUCCCUGUGUAUGAUGUGAUGCGAGAUUCGUCGGCAGACUCGAUUCACGAUUAUUACCAACACUCGGACUCGUCGCAGGAGAACUUGAUAAAGAGCAAAGCGAGGAAAUUCCACGAAAAGUCAAAUAGGUCCUUCGAUAGACGAAACAACUCGUCAUCGAAAAAUCUCACCUUUGAUGACCUUUUCAACGAUCCGAUCGUUCCAAACUCGACUUUUCCAAGCGCCAAGAAGAAGCCCUUAUCAACAAAGAACGGAAUGAUCGAUUUGACCAAAUCGAAGAAACCGAGGAAAUCGGAACAGUGGUCGCCCGUGCCGCUCGCGCAAAUGCGAGGAUUGAGGAACGAAUCGCAGCAUUUCAGAUUGAGGAGAAAUCGGAAGAAUGUUUUUUCUGAAACAGCGCCUGUUGAGCCAACUCAAAAUCGAAAAAGCAUCGGCGACUCAACAAGAACAAUCGUCCGAGGCUGUGCAGAUUCGCAAUUCGCGAGUUCGCCAAAUUCAAAGACAAGAACCAUCGUCAAGGGAAACAAAACGCGCACAAUCAUGAGAGGAGUGGAUCAAACGGAGUCGCAGUCCAAAACGCGGACGAUUUACAGGGCUUCGAAUGGAGCAGAUAGAACGAGUCCGUCCAAGACGGUCACGCUGGUGAGAGCAGGGGAAGGAAAUCCGACGAUUGUGAAAGAAGCCGCUGCGAAUAGAAGCCUCGAUUUCGAGGAAGAGAGUUCGUCAAAAACUCGCACCCUUGUCCGCGCGAGCAACAAAACUCACACGAUCGUCAGAGGCCGAAAAAGCCAGAGCGCUCCUGACGAUUCUGCUCAUGAAACCGAAGUCACUCGUGGAAAGCGAAGAAUAGCCAGAAAACCUGCGCCAAAGGCACAGCCGAAAUUGCCCGAAGUUCAAAAUUGGCGAGACUUGCUGGAAGAAAGCGCCGAAUCCUCCUCGUCGAGCUCCGAGUCCGAAACUGAGUCGGACGAUGAACUCCUCGAGCAGCUGGUUCAAUCCACGAAGAACGCGAUGACUCUUCAGUCGUUCAUCAAAGAUGUCCAAGCGAUCAUCAACCCUUCAGCGGAAGAACCUGCUCCUCACAUUUUCAGCCCUGACACAUACACAACUUGA
This is a messenger RNA of Oikopleura dioica, 1539 nucleotides long. The record is from the annotation of a GenBank genome assembly. Lineage: Eukaryota; Metazoa; Chordata; Appendicularia; Copelata; Oikopleuridae.